Molecule: messenger RNA, 8220 nt
Organism: Cataglyphis hispanica
Lineage: Eukaryota; Metazoa; Arthropoda; Insecta; Hymenoptera; Formicidae
Gene: Egfr
Product: epidermal growth factor receptor
Exons: 12
Coding region: 1243-5622 (1459 amino acids)
Biological process (GO): protein phosphorylation; positive regulation of kinase activity; multicellular organism development
Cellular component (GO): basal plasma membrane; signaling receptor complex
Molecular function (GO): transmembrane receptor protein tyrosine kinase activity; ATP binding
Source: RefSeq, a predicted model, not a curated record
GUAGCAGAAAGUGGAAAGGGAGAAAGAGAGAGAGAGAGAGGAGAGAGAGGACGAGACGUAAGAGAGGUGAAGGGAGAGUCCUGCCCAGCGUGGACCUGUGCGUCGUUGCAUGGUCGACCUGGAGACUCGCUCUCCGCAAGGUGAGACGCGCGGACCGAAGAGCCUCGAAGGAUCGGCAAGAAUUUUCGUAAAAGCCGACUCUUCCUCUCUCGUAUGUUCGCAAUCGCGCGUGUUCUCCCUCGAUCGUUUCUCUUCUCCAUUUCUCAUUUGUCCUUUUCUCGCGUUGACUUCUUUUUACGUGUACCAAGGAAAUCGAGUGAGUGAUCCGUAUUUUUUAUCUCGCGGAAUCUCCUGACUUUCCACAAAGUGCUCUGGUACAGAUUCGCUCGGACAAUGUCUUAGAUCGAUGCAAACGUCGGCAGAAGUGGAACAAGAUCAUCAUUCAUCAAUGGAUACUACGUUACUUUCAUAUAUUGGACAGAAUUAAAAAUAUAUGCUCAUUUUUACUAAAGUUUUAAAAAAGACUUUUGAAUUUAUACUAGUUAACAUUUUUGUAGUAGCAAUGUCAGGACGCAAAGUGCGGAAUCGACACAUUUGACAGUGAUAACGUGUGUUCACGUGUGCAUCUUCUCUUAUCAAAGCGCGUAAGAAUUUGAUCCCUCAUACUAUUUCGUCAGAAGAGUUCGAGCAUAUCAUAUCAAGUCGCUUGGUGACUGCGAUCAGCAAACAUAUCAGUUGUCUCACUUUACAAAGUCAAUUGGAAUCGCUGUCAGUAAAAAUUUAUGAAACGGUGCGUUUUGGUACGAUUUCACGAAAUUGCAUCUUUUUUCAAGGCAGGUGAACAGUGCAUGUUCUUUUCGGUGGCGUUAAAUCGACGAUUAAUUUGAAUGCCUAGUGCGCGUAAGUGUUUCAUUAAUUCGGAAGGCUCGUCCCGAAAGUAAACGUUGGAAUUUACUUUCGUAAUCUUUCCCAAGACGGUGCAAUCUCGCCAUUCGUCUCGUUUUGGAUAUACCUCAUAGGCAUGUUAAACUGAGACAAUCGUGACAACUUUAGUGCCGGACAUGCGACAUGCACGGUGAAGAAGGGAGAGCGAUGGCAGCGGCGGAAACGAUUCUUCGAAGUACCUUCGGUCUUCUCCUCGUUCCUCAUAAUCAUCGACAGGCCUGCGAAGCAAAAGAAGGAAUCCUCACUCACGUCACCUUGGCAAGACCUACGGGUUCGUAAAGGGCAUGAAAGCUCAUCAUGUUCAACCACCGACACGGGCCACGAGCGCUGUCGACCUGCAUCCUCCUCAGCGUAACAUUCCUUUUACUGAUCUUCGUCGGUAGCUACGAUGUGUCAGCGGAUCUCAAUUCCGAGUUCGUCAAAGGGAAAAUUUGCAUCGGUACCAAUGGCCGUCUCUCCGUGCCGUCCAACAAACAACAUCACUACCGGAAUCUUCGAGACCGGUACACCAACUGUACUUACGUCGAUGGUAAUCUGGAGAUCACAUGGCUCCAGAAUAAAACCUUCGAUCUCAGCUUCCUCCAGUAUAUACGGGAGGUCACCGGUUAUGUUCUCAUCAGUCACGUGGACGUGCGCAGGAUCGUCCUUCCGAGACUGCAGAUCAUCCGCGGUAGAACCCUCUUUAAGCUCAAUAUUCACGACCACGAGUUCGCCCUCUUUGUCACAAUGUGUCAGAUGCACAACCUGGAGAUGCCGGCCCUUAGAGAUAUACUCAACGGGAGCGUGGGCAUGUACAACAACUACAAUCUCUGCCAUAUCAAGACGAUCAAUUGGGAGGAAAUAAUCACCGGUCAAACCGGACGAUAUUUUUACGUAUACAAUUUUACAUCGCCGGAACGCGUAUGUCCGGAAUGCGACGAAAGUUGCGAACAGGGCUGCUGGGGUGAGGGCCCGGAAAACUGUCAAAGGUACUCGAAGACGAACUGUUCGCCUCAGUGCUGGCAGGGCAGGUGUUUCGGUCCUAAUCCACGCGAGUGUUGUCAUCUUUUUUGCGCCGGUGGCUGUACCGGGCCCAAACAGAGCGACUGUCUUGCCUGCAAGAAUUUCUUCGACGAUGGCGUGUGCACGCAGGAAUGUCCGCCCAUGCAAAAAUAUAAUCCAACAACAUAUUCGUGGGAAGCUAAUCCUGAUGGGAAAUACGCGUACGGAGCAACCUGUGUGAGACGCUGUCCGGAACAUCUCUUGAAAGACAAUGGCGCGUGUGUGAGAUCCUGUCCACAAAAGAAGAAGGCAAUGAACGGCGAGUGUGUUCCUUGCGAUGGUCCUUGUCCGAAAACCUGCAAGGGCGUUGAGAAAGUGCAUUCUGGUAACAUUAACACCUUUAAGGAUUGCACCAUCAUCGAAGGAUCCAUCACAAUCCUGGAUCAGAGCUUCGAGGGCUUCCAGCAUGUUUAUCCAAAUUACACGUUUGGCAAACGAUACGACAAGAUGCAUCCCGACGAGUUAGAAGUCUUCAGAACUUUAAAAGAGAUCACGGGCUAUCUUAAUAUCCAAGGAGAUCACCCUGAUUUCAAGAAUCUUUCAUAUUUUCGCAAUCUCGAAAUGAUCGGAGGCAGGACGCUCACGGAAUACUUUGCGUCAUUGUACAUCGUCAAGACUUCUCUCGUGUCGUUUGGACUUAGUUCCUUGAAGAAGAUUUAUUCCGGUUCGAUUGCCAUUUUGGAGAACAAGAAUUUGUGUUACGCGCAGAGUAUUAAUUGGAGCAGAAUCAAAAAAUCAUCGGAGCAUGAAAGUCUUCUGUCGAACAAUCGAAAUGAAAGCGAAUGUGUGAAAGAUGGUCUCGUGUGUGAUGAGGAAUGUUCGGAUGAAGGAUGCUGGGGACCUGGACCGGCGCAAUGUCUGUCAUGCAAGAACUUUAUCCUAGGAAAUGAUUGUCUUCAAGAUUGCACUGCGCCAGGAAUUUAUCAAGCGGACGAAAAGACCUGUAAGAUGUGCCACGAAGAGUGCGACGGCUCCUGCACCGGACCUAAUGCCGACCAAUGCAUCAAGUGCAAACACGUGCGAGAUGGGCCGUUCUGUGUGCCCGAGUGCCCGUCCUCAAAAUACAACGACAACGGCCAAUGUAAACACUGCCACGAGAACUGCGUAGGCGGCUGCGAGGGACCGGAGAACAACAUAGGCGCCAACGGAUGUCAUAGUUGCGAAAAGGCAAUUAUGAAUGGGCACGUACCAGAGGGAUGUUUGCAGAAGAAAGAGCCAUGUCCUGACGGACAUUAUUAUGAGUGGGUGAGUCCGCAGGAGCAAGGUGCUUUAAAACCUCUUGCCGGAAAGGCAGUCUGUCGCAAGUGCCACCCACGUUGCAAGAAGUGCACGGGAUAUGGCUUCCAUGAGCAAGUGUGUCAACAAUGCACCAAGUACAAGAGGGGAGAGCAAUGCGAGGAUGAAUGUCCUACCGAUCAUUUCGCGGAUGCUGACACGCAGCUAUGUAUACCGUGCUUCGGGGAGUGUCGAGGGUGUUUUGGACCAGGCCCCAAUCAAUGCUACAAAUGUCGAAACUACAAAAUUUAUUUUGAUGGCGAUCUCGGUGAUAAUUCAACGUCCUUUAAUUGCACGGAAAUUUGUCCACCGGAAUAUCCUCACAAGAUUUUCCCUCCAGAUAGCGAACCGUACUGUUCCUUAGAGACAGUAGGCCUAGGCUUUCAAAUGGACAAUGAACUUCAACCAGCUAUUUUGACCGGAAUUGUGCUCGUUACGAUGUUUCUGCUCGCUGUCUUUAUUGCGAUAAUAUAUUUCUGGAGGAUGAGGACAAAAGCCAAGGAGAAUACGGUGAAGAUGACGAUGGCUCUGACAGGUUUGGACGACAACGAACCGCUUCGACCAACAGGCGUAAAACCAAAUCUGGCCAAGUUACGGAUAAUUAAAGAAGAGGAGAUGAGAAAGGGCGGUAUACUGGGUUAUGGUGCUUUCGGUAAUGUGUAUAAAGGCGUUUGGGUGCCCGAAGGGGAGAACGUGAAGAUCCCGGUCGCUAUAAAAGUCCUCCAUGAUGGCACGGGUGCGAAUACGUCUAAAGAAUUUCUCGACGAGGCUUAUAUCAUGGCCAGCGUUGAACAUCCAAAUCUGCUGCAGUUACUUGCGGUAUGCAUGACAUCGCAGAUGAUGUUGGUGACCCAGCUGAUGCCCUUAGGAUGUUUGCUGGACUUCGUACGCAGCUACAAGGACAAAAUCGGUUCAAAGCCGCUAUUAAAUUGGUGUACGCAGAUCGCAAGAGGUAUGGCGUAUCUGGAGGAGAGGAGAUUGGUUCAUCGAGAUUUAGCGGCGCGAAAUGUUCUCGUACAAACUCCAAAUUGCGUGAAGAUUACCGACUUUGGUCUUGCUAAACUGUUGGACAUUAACGAAGAACAGUAUAAGGCCGCGGGCGGGAAAAUGCCGAUCAAGUGGUUGGCAUUAGAAUGCAUUCAGCAUCGAGUAUUUACUCAUAAGUCGGACGUGUGGGCUUUUGGAGUGACCAUCUGGGAAGUUCUCACUUACGGUGGUAGACCGUACGAAAAUGUUCCUGCCCGAAACGUACCCGAACUGUUGGAAAAAGGCGAAAGGCUACCGCAACCCGCGAUUUGCACGAUCGAUGUGUACAUGAUCAUGAUCAAAUGCUGGAUGCUUGACGCCGAAUCUAGACCCAGCUUUAAGGAAUUAGCCGAAGACUUCGCAAAAAUGUCCAGAGAUCCUGGUCGAUAUCUUGCCAUUAAAGGGGAUAAAUACAUGAGAUUACCUUCGUAUACAUUACAGGACGAAAAAGAGAUGAUACGAAAUCUCGCAUCGGCAAUGGAUGGUCCAGAAGCUCUGGUGGAUGCUGAAGAGUACCUCCAGCCUAAAUCACGGGCCCCGCUUCCGCCUGUGAUUUCCGCAUCAAGUACUUCCGGUUCACCGCCGAACACAUCAGUCAAAUGUUGGCCAAAUGGCAAGCCUCUCGCCGCUGAUUCUCCGACGCCGCAAAAUCAACAAAACUGGGAUAGGGAACUCUUGAGGUACGGUGGAAAUCACGGGAACGGAAGUGCAUCGCAUGAGGCCGGCAAUUCGAGUCAGCACACGCAUUACGCACAUCCCAAUGGUCAUUGCGGGCAUGUCGUAGGAGCUGACGGCUCGAGUUCGAGAUACUGUUCAGAUCCGUUGAAGAUGGUUGGUGUUAAAGAUUGCGAUGUGACGGAUGAUUGUUUUGAGAUUAAAGUACAUACCGCAGGGCGUCAACAGGCUCAAGUGGGAGAUCUGAAACUGGAUUUACCAUUAGAUGAAGAUGAUUAUCUUAUGCCGUCGCCGCAACUGCCAGCCAAUAAAACACAAUACAUGGAUCUCAUCGGAGAAUCUAAACCAACAGAAUCCGAAUCGAAGCAUCUGAACAACGGCUUUCGGAAAUAUCCAGACUUCCUGACGAUUCAAGGGAAAACAUCGUUGGACAAUCCAGAAUAUCUAAUGUCACAGGAUGAAGGCCCAUUGACGCCGCAAACUCUGGGUAUCCCUACAUUGGACAUGGAGAAAGUCCUAACGAACGGCGCUUUUGGAUCUCAAAUUAGACAGAGGAGUUCUGAAGAGGAAUCGGAUCACGAGUAUUACAACGAUUUUGACCGGUUGGAACGAGAAUUGCAACCGUUGAAACCGUUCAGAAAAAACGAGACCACGGUGUGAUUCCAGUGAUCUUUAUCGAAAAAAUAAAAGAAGCUCAUAAUUGUAUGAGACUAGAGGUUAUUAUAUCGAAAAAGCCUUUGCUCCGUUUGGGAAGAAGGUAAAUCAAACGAAAACAAAUGUAUGAACUCAUCACUGAAGUUACUCAUACAAUUUCCAAGAAGGAUCUAUUGUACUUAGAGAGGACACUUCGCUCAAGUGCCGCGCUUGAUUGUGAUUAGAUGUAAGCUAGAGAGACUCUUGUACGUAUAUAUUAUGAGAUAUAAAGAUAUAUCUAUAUAAAUAAGACGAGGAAAAAAGAGACUAUACGAGGACGUGCCGGAAACGAGAAUCGCGCGACGACGAUGCUCGCGAACAAGUAGUGCAAAGAUAUUCUUAACGUGCCAUUUGCCGUGGCUUGUAAAUAAAUUACUUUUCGUACUAGUUUCUCGAGGAUGUAAGGAAUAUCCUAGGACUUAAUUUGCAGCGACAGCGUCCAAGAUCGUCUCUGCUUACUAGCUUCAUUUCGGACUGGUUUGAGGCAAUUUGUUAUUGCAAAAAUAAAUUCUCUCAAAUUUUUGUAUGCAUGUUUAAUAAUUAAAAUGUAGAAAAGGGAAUUAGAGAAUGUCUUCUACGAUUCUCAUAGCCUUAAACCGGUCUUGUCUUUUUUUUCUCACUACUAUCUUACUAUCUUACAAAGAUAUCUGUGAAAACUAAUGUUCACAAUGACGAUAUCUAUCUUUCAACGAACGGUCGAAAAUAGGGAACAAUAUCUUUUCGGCGUGAUUAAAUUUUAUAAUUAAAAGAUUAUAGCGCGACAAGAAAGAGUGCGAAACGUCGAAGAAUUAAGGCUGUCCACAGCGACCGCGCGCGAGCUAUAAAAAGAUUCGUGGUCGUUGUUAAAUCUUUAAUGGUGCAAAAAUUAUUUUAGGCAUUUUUUUUAUAUCGGGCGAAAUACUUUAUAUGUAUCCCAGGAGAUCGCUCAAUGUGUUUUUUUAGAAGUUUGUUACCAUUUUCUUAUUUUAUUCAUAAACGCAGAACAAGUUUGUUAACAACAUCUUAUUUCGUUAAAUAACAAAUCUUACACCUUUUUUGUAGGAAAUGUAAAAUAUAUAUUAUCAAUUAUAAAUGUAUUUAUAUGAUGCUGAUGUACAGCAUGAUGGAAAAAAAUGUAAAUUAAUUCUAAAUUUAUAUGGCAUAAUAAUUCACGCAUAGAAUAUACUUGAAAUGGCAAUAAUUAACUAACACAUUUUAUCGAUAUUCGAUGAGUUCUCAUUGGAAGGAAUUCAAUAAUGCUUUCAAAAGUAUUUUAACACAGCAUUUAUGAGAUCUUUUGCUUAGAUUGACGAAAGUUAAGCGGUCUCGCCACAAACGCCAGCUUGCAAUAAUGUCCUUAAUUAAUCAAAUCUAUUUAACGAUCUUCCUUGUUUUAAUCUGCUUCAUCGCCUUAGGAUAUAAUAAAAAGAGAAUUUUGAAAGAGAACUAAGAAAAGAAUUUAAUUAUCCAUCGUUCAAACUGUCAGACAUUAAUGCAACCGGGCAAAUCAUUUGUGCGACAUGCCGCUGACUGUGAUACGAAUUAUUUUACUUUCGCCUCAAGACACUCAAGUACGGCAAUGAUAGCACCUUCCUUCCUUCCCCGCAGUAAGCUACGACAGCGAAAUCUGCAUUGUCCUAUUUUACUGCCGAGGAUAAAUUCGCUCUCGUGUCGAGAUCCACAUCUGUAUCACGAUGAGGGCAAACAUGACUCUACUUAAGUAUGGAAGAGCAAUGAGACUCGAACAGAGUGCGUUUUUCCCUCCUCUUAUGCCAUCGUCUUUAUAAUGGGGCUAAUAAAAUUGCUCCUGGACCGGGAAAUUAUUUCGAUUUUUAUAUACGAAACGCGAUUUGUAUAUAGUUUAGCGAGUAGAGUAGCGAACAGAAACCUCCACGAGCGUAAAAAGAAGGAGAGUAUUUGUACGCAAUAAGUAUAAAUCAUACGUCGCCAGAAUACGGUAGCAACCGUAUCGAAUAAUAGUACGAUAGGACGUGCCAUGUUGUACAGAAAAAAAAAGAAGAAAGAAAGAAUGAGCGUACAUGAAAGAACAAAUUUUAUGAAUGCGAAACGAAUCUUCGCUGUAUUUAAUAAAUUUCGCAGAAACUCUAUCCUACAUGAGCCUUACAUUUGCUGUAGAUGAGAAAUACAUGGGAGUGCGCGAGAUUGACAAUUUCCUCCAGCAAAAUCGUAUCAAUAUUUUUUAAUCGAUAAAAUUAUUGUAAUUUUCACUUUAGAAGGAAACGCAAUGACGAUCGGAUCAUCUAUAAUAUAUAUCAUAUAUAGUUUUUAUUUUCAUAUAUUUUUUAAACAAAUCUUUUUAACAUAUAUUAUUAUUAUUGAUAGCUCCAAUUUACAAAUUUUCAUAUUUUUCUUAUUAUUGUAAAGUAACUAAAAUCAUUCCAAGACGUUUAAAUUCAUCAUGAGAUAACAUUUAUAUUCAAUAUAUGUAUAUAUUAGUACCAUAAAAUAAUAUAUAUACACACAUACACACACAUUACACACACACAUACACACACACGCACGCACGCACGCACACGCACACACAUUUAUAUAUAUAUAUAUAUAUAUAUAUAUAUAUAUAUAUAU